AUGUCGGAAAAAGAUGCCGCGAUUCUGGCGGUGCAAUCCAGCCCGGAAUCCAAGUCGUUCAACGUCAGCGAGACGUCCGUGGAGGAUGUGGAUCUGCAAAUGACUAUGUUUGGCCAGACGGUCGCCUUGGUGCGAAAACACAUGCUGGUGUUCAAGAGAUCGUGGUGGUGGACCUUCUUUCGGUCGUCGCUGCUGCCUGUGGCGUUCAUUGUUUUCAUGUCAUAUUCGAAAGCGUUCUAUUCGCCAUACGCCAACUACGGUGUGUCGGAUCCCACUCCAGUUCGUCAACUGCGAGAUGUGGUAAGCGAGCGAAAAAUCAUCUAUUACUCACGUGAUCCCUUGGGUGUCACCGAUGAGAUGCGUCGGAUCAUGAACACGGCUCUGGAGGGGAUCCCCAGCUCCCAGAUCCUUGAGUUGGAACACGAAAACGACAUGUUCCAGGUGUGCAGUCAGAACCUGCGAGGUGAUUCCGCCUGCUACGGAGGAGUCCAGUGGAACCAUAUCGAUGAGGAGCAGAAGAUUUAUAACUACACCAUCCGAGGAAACUCUGGAUUGAUUUUGACUGACAUUGGAGGCCACAAGUCUGAUCCAGAUAUCUUCAUCCUUCCUCUGCAGUGGCAAAUGGAUAAGGCAAUCACAGGAGAAACUACUGUCCCCUACACUCUCGCGUACACUGACGAGUCUCAGACCCAACAUGAACAAAAUGUGAUUUCCAAAUUCCUUCAGAUUGUGAUUGAUUGGUUAGCUCCUGCCCUGUUUCUCGGCAUGAUUGGUGUCAUUUACCAUCUGGCCGGUAUGGCAGCUCAGGAACGAGAGUAUGGUAUUUCUGGUUUGCUUACAGCUAUGGGGGUGAAGCAGUUCACCCGUCAUCUGGCCUAUCUGAUCUCGUUCAGCAUUGUCUACCUUCCUGGAUGGAUCAGUAUAGCUCUUACUUUGAAUCUUGUGCUGAUGAAACCCACAAAUGUGGCCAUUUACAUCUUUUACCACAUUUUCUCGGGUAUGUCAAUGAUCACCUGGGCUAUGUUUCUCUCCAUGUUCUUCUCUUACGCCCAGCUGGCCGGUAUUGUAGCCUCUGGUCUGUCUUGUUUCUUGGCUAUCAUGAGUACCGUUCAGACUCGAGUCCCAAACAACGAAGGAAGGUUUAGAGACGCUGCUGUCUACGUUCUGUCGUUUCUGUUUCCACCCAUGAACUACCCUUACUUCAUCCAAACUACAGGUCGAUGGAAGAAGGAAGACAUCGGAACCAACAUGGUGGAAAACGCGCCUGACUCCAACAUCAAGGUGAUUGUGAUUUUCUUCGGCGCCAUCUUCUCCAUCUUCUUUUACCUGUUCCUUGCCAUGAUCGUUGAGCGGUUCAUGCAUGGAGUUCAUUCCAAGAUCAACAUUGACGAAUCUCAAAAGGACAGAGUUCUGCUUGAGGAUGUGACCAAGACGUACAAAAUCCGAUCUCGAUGGACUGGCCGGGUCAAAAACACUGUUACAGCCGUGGACCAUCUCAACCUGCCUGUUCAUAACGGACAAAUUGUGUGCCUUCUAGGAGCAAACGGUUCCGGAAAGACCACCACUCUGGAGAUGAUCUCCAACAUUCAAAAGCCUUCCAGCGGUACCAUCACCUUUUCUCCAGGCUCCAGAGUUGGAAUCUGCCCCCAGAAGAACGUUAUCUGGGACACUUUGACCUGUGAGGAGCAUCUUCGGAUUUGGACACAGCUCAAGGGUGUUCCCAAGAAGGAAAUUCCUGCAGCUAUCGAGUUCUUGAUUGACAAGUGUGAUCUAAGCAGGAAGCGCCAUGACCGAGCAGGAACCAUGUCUGGAGGCCAGAAGCGUAAGUUGCAGCUUGCCAUUGCAUUUGCUGGAGGAACCAACGUAUGUGCUAUCGAUGAGGUGUCUUCUGGACUUGAUCCCCUUUCCCGACGAAAAAUCUGGGAGAUUAUUACUUCAAGCAGAGGUUCUCACACGAUGCUUCUCACGACGCAUUUCCUGGACGAGGCGGACAUUCUCGGAGACAACAUUGCCAUCAUGUCCAAGGGAACUCUGCAGGUGUACGGAACCACUGUUCAGCUCAAGGAGCAGCUUGGAGGCGGCUAUCGAAUCUUCAUCUCUCAUCCAGGAUCGGGUAGAGAGGAGAUUGUUGAAUUGGAAAGUGCUGCACAGGUUGCUGAACAAAUUGAAGACCUGGAAGACAAGGGUGUGGAGUACCGAGUAGCUGGACCCCAGCUUGAGGACGUCUUCCUCCGAGUGGCGGAACGAGACCACAUUGAGCAUGCCGAGAUCACCGAAAUGGGUGAGGGUGGUCUCAAGAAGGGCUCUUCUACCGGCUUGUUGCAUCAGACAUGGUCCAUGCUGGUCAAGCGGCUCAUCAUUCUCAAGCGAAACCCCCUGGCUCAUAUUGUCAUGUUCAUUCUGCCCAUCAUUGUUGCUGGAGCCACCUCUCAGUUUUUGAGAUCUUUCAAGGGAUCGUCCUGCGAGGGAGACUCGCGAUUCAGACGACAGGUCUACAACACCUACCGACUGGGUGUUGAUCCACUAGACAUGCCUGUUGGCCCCCAGAGUGUCCUGAUGGACUCUACUCAGGGAGUCAGAACGUUCAUUGGAGGUAUGCUCCGAGGAAUGGGCAACUCGACGAUACAGAGCAUGAUCAUGGCCAAAAUGAACAACGGAACUCACUACACCGACACCCAGAGUUCUUUUGAGGCUUAUCUGAACGCCAACUACACCCAGGUCUAUCCCGGAGGAGUGUACCUAGACUCUUCUGCCCCCAUUGCUGCAUAUCUGACCAACACUGGCCAUGGUACUUACUUUUCUGUUAUGAUGAUGAAUCUGUUGACAAAUGUCCGCCAGAAUGGUGACUACAAAAUCUAUGCUGACUUCUCCCCCUUCCAAAUUCCCUGGUCUUCUUCCACCGGCGAUACUCUCCAAUUCAUUGUCUACUUUGGUCUCACAAUGAGUGUUGUGCCCGCUUUUGCAGCCCUGUACCCUACUUUUGAGCGUCUUUCGCGUGUGCGUGCUAUGCAUUAUUCCAAUGGACUAAGGGUGGUUCCCCUUUGGACUGCCUAUGCGAUCUUUGACUGGGUUCCUCUCAUGCUGACAGGUGCAGCUUGUACCGGAAUCAUCGGUGGCUCUUCGGAGUACGUUAUGGGAGCAGGAUACUUGUUUGUUGUGUUCAUGCUGUACGCAUUGGCGGCUUCUCUAUUUUCCUUUGUCGUGUCUCUCAUGGUCAAGUCUCAGCUGGCAGCUUUUGCCAUCACUGCGGGCUAUAAUGCCAUCUACUUCCUCAUCUACAUGAUUGGAUACAUGUCCACACUCAUGUAUGAGGAUCCCUGGAAGGUGGACAGUACUGUCAGGGCCAUCCAUUUCACCAUCUCCAUCUUCUCGCCCACUUGCCAGCUUGUGCGAGCGUUUUUCGUGGCCAUGAAUCUGUUUGGUGUUUUGUGUCGUUCAGACAACUCCGAGAUUUCUUACAUGGGUGACAUUCUCGCCUAUGGAGGUCCUAUUUUGUAUCUCAUUGUGCAAGCCGCUGUGUUCUACGGUAUUCUAGUCUGGUGGGACUCUGGACGUUUCCGGUUCGUUUUCAGAGGCAAACACAGAGAUCAGGAUGAAGAAACCAAAUCGCCGACUCCCUCUGACGUCCAAAAGGAGGCCGAGCACGUGGAUUCGAAUCCCGAGUCAUGGAACCAAGGUCUCAGGUUGUCACACGUGUCUAAAAAGUACGGAGGCAACCGAGUCGUUGACGAUGUCACUUAUGGAGUUCAGCCAAACGAGUGCUUUGCCCUUCUGGGUCCCAACGGAGCGGGUAAGACCACCACCUUCAACAUGAUUCGAGGUGAGGAGAACCCGUCGUCUGGCGGCAUCCACGUAACCGGUAUUCCUGUCUCUUCCAACCGAGCCCAGGCCCGUCAGCAUCUCGGCGUCUGUCCCCAGUUUGACGCUAUGGACAAGCUGUCGGUGACUGAAACUCUGCAGUUUUACGCCAUGUUGCGAGGGCUCAGCAAGGAGGACCGUGACCACAAUGUGGAGCAUAUUAUUGGAGCCACCGGUCUGGAUCGGUUCCGAAAGACUACUGCCAACGCUCUUUCCGGAGGAAACAAGCGAAAGUUGUCCUUGGCAGUCGCUCUCAUGGCCGACCCUCAGGUGCUGCUGCUGGAUGAGCCGUCUUCUGGAAUGGAUGCCUUUGCCAAGCGAAUCAUGUGGCGUACUCUGUCAUCUGUAGCCCAUGGACGAAGUAUUGUGUUGACUACCCAUUCAAUGGAGGAGGCCGAUGCGCUUGCCAACCGAGCAGGUAUUCUUGCCAAGAGGUUUUUGGCGAUUGGGUCUGCGGCAGAGCUCCGUAAUCAAUACGGAAACCUGUUCCACGUGCACUUGGUGUGUUCCAACGCGCCCUACACAUCUGAUGAGCAGAUGUGGAAUAUUGCUGAGUGGACUAGAGAGGUGUUCCCUCAGUCCCAGAUGGAGGAGAAGAUGUACCACGGGCAGAUCAAGCUGGCUGUCCCAUGCAAGACUGCCGGACACGAGAACAAAAUGUCGACCAUCUUCGCCAUGUUGGAGAAGAACAAGGAGCGACUGGGCAUUGAGUAUUACUCGGUAAGUCCUACGUCUCUUGAAGAGGUGUUCUUGGACAUUGUGCGAAAGGACUUUGUUGGCGAGGAUGAAUAA
Yarrowia lipolytica CLIB122 is the source of this 4650-nucleotide messenger RNA. RefSeq lists its product as uncharacterized. Lineage: Eukaryota; Fungi; Ascomycota; Dipodascomycetes; Dipodascales. Gene Ontology annotation, biological process: lipid transport; transmembrane transport. The record is from RefSeq and is a predicted model, not a curated record. Gene Ontology annotation, cellular component: intracellular membrane-bounded organelle; membrane. Gene Ontology annotation, molecular function: ATP hydrolysis activity; ATP binding; lipid carrier activity.